Messenger RNA from Lycium barbarum (goji berry), 3396 nucleotides. RefSeq lists its product as uncharacterized. Lineage: Eukaryota; Viridiplantae; Streptophyta; Magnoliopsida; Solanales; Solanaceae. The record is from RefSeq and is a predicted model, not a curated record. The transcript is spliced from 3 exons. Bases 1 to 3396 code for a protein of 1131 amino acids.
AUGGGCACUGCAUGGCACAACAUAACUGGUAAGAUUUGGGUGUUUGUCAACGAAGAAUUUCAAGCAGAGGUCACAAGAGACAAUGAACAACUUCUUGCUUUGAAGUUAACUCAUCUAGAUUCUAAUCAGGAGAUCAUUGCUACUUUGAUAUAUGCCAGUACAGAAAGGGCAAAUAAAAUCACCCAGUGGGAUGAAUUAUAUGAUAUGGCCUAUACCAUUAACUCACCAUGGAUUAUAGGAGGUGAUUUUAAUGUCAUUUUGGAUAAAGCAGAGAAGUAUAGAGGAGGUGAUUUUAAUGUCAUUUUGGAUAAAGCAGAGAAGUAUAGAGGUUUGCCAGUGAAUUUUCCUGAAGUAGAGGACUUUGCACAUUGUUUGAAUAUAUGUCAAGUAGCGGAUUUAGGAUUCUCAGGAAGCAUUUACACUUGGUGGAAUGGAAGAUCUGAUGAAGCUUGUAUUUUUAAGAGACUAGACAAAUGCUUAGGGAAUCAGGCUUUCCAGGAUACAUUCCCCAAUUUUGAAGUGGAAUAUUUAAUUAAACAAGGAUCAGAUCAUUCGCCACUUCUUCUAACUUUCAAAGCAGAUACCAGAGUCAUUAAGAAGCCUUUUAGAUUUCUUAACUUCUGGAUAGAGCAGGAGAGCUUUCUGGAAACAGUCAAAGUGAAUUGGGAAGAACAAUAUCGUUAUGAUCCUUUUUUCAACUUUCAUAAUAAGAUGAAAAAGGUGAGUAGAGCUUUGACUAAGUGGAGCAAAGAAACCUUUGGGGAUAUUUUUAAACAGGUGGCUACCCUAGAAGAAAUUGUCAAAGUACAUGAAACUGCUUUUGAAGAAAAUCCAUCCCAAGAGAAUAGGGCAAGACUACAGAGUGUGCAGGCUGAUUUAAUAAGGUUUUAUGCUAUAGAAAAGAAAUUUUGGAAAAAAAAAUCUGGGAUGCAGUGGUUUAAAGAUGGGGAUAGGAACACAAAAUUCUUUCAUGCCCAUGUAAAUGGGAAGAGGAAAAAGUUGCAUAUUAAGAGGAUUCAGGACCAGCAUGGUGUAUGGGUGGAACAAGAGCCAGAAAUUAUUCAGGAAGCCAUCAGAUUUUAUGAAGAUCAGUUCACUGAGGAACAAGUGCCCAACAAUUUUGAAUUACUGGACAAUAUUCCUAAGCUUAUUACAGCUGAGCAAAAUGAAAGGAUCAAUCAAUUACCAGAGGAAGAGGAAGUGAAGAAGGCAGUGUUUGGAUUGAAUUCAGACAGUGCAGGAGGACCUGGUGGUUUUACUGGAAAAUUCUUCCAAGCAUGUUGGGACAUAAUUGCUAAGAAUAUGGUGCUAAUGGUGAGAUCCUUCUUUUGUGGUCAUGAAUUGCCAAGGUACAUCACUUGUACAAAUCUGGUUCUUAUUCCAAAAAAGAAGGAAAUUAAUACCUUUUCAGAUCUGAGACCUAUCAGUCUUAGUAAUUUCUCCAGUAAGGUGUUUUCCAGAAUCAUUCAUGAAAGAGGAGUAAAGCAAGGCGAUCCCUUAUCACCAACUUUAUUCAUUUUGGCUUCAGAAUGCAUGUCAAAGGCUUUGAAUGCUCUACAUGAAGAUGAAAUAUUUUCAGGAUUUGGCAUGCCAAAGUGGAGCCCAUACAUAAACCAUUUGGCAUAUGCAGAUGACACUAUUAUCUUUGCCUCAGCUAAGGAGGAAUCUUUGAGACUGGUCAUGGAGAAAUUGGCAUCUUAUGAGUCAGUUAGUGGGCAGAAGAUUAACAAAGGCAAGAGUGUUGUUUUCCUUCAUCACAAUGUAACUCAGGAGGUAGAAGAACAUGUCUUUGAUAUUACCAGAAUUCCCAGGAAGGAUUUCCCAUUUACUUAUCUGGGGGUGCCAAUUUAUUAUGGGAGGAGGAUGAUAGCACACUAUAAAGAGAUCACAGACAAGAUAUUUAACAGGCUUAACUCAUGGACAGGGAAACUAUUAUCUAUUGGAGGAAAAGUAACAUUAAUCAAGCAUGUUUUACAGAGUAUGCCUAUUCACCUAUUGUCUGCUUGUGAUCCACCUAAAGGGGUACUAGCCCAAAUUCACAAAAUGUUUGCAAAAUUCUUUUGGAGCAAUUCUGUGGGUAACUCUAGUAAGAAUUGGGUGUCAUGGACAACUUUAUGCCAUCCUCAAGAUGAGGGAGGAAUGGGUUUUAAGAGUUUACAAGAUGUAUCAAAGGCCCUGUUCUCUAAGUUGUGGUGGAACUUCAGAACAAAGCAAUCACUAUGGAGGAUGUAUAUGAGUAAUAAGUACUUGAAAAAGGAUCAUUCAGUAACAGUACAAUGGAAAAGAGGGACAUACAUGUGGAAGAAGGUGUUGCAGUGUAGAGACUUAAUAGAACAAGAAAUAUGGUGGCAGGUUAAACAAGGAAACUCUUAUUUUUGGCUGGACAACUGGACAGGAAUGGGGGCUUUAUACCAAAAUAUGCCUCCAGAUUUCAUAUUUGAUAGAACAGUGGUAUUAGUGCAGGAAAUGAUGCUGGAAGAAGAAUGGGAUGAAGGAAGAUUAAUGGAGAUUCUCCCAGGUAAUAUUGUUGAACAUAUUAUCCAGAACAUUAAGCCACCAAAUCCUGAUGGAGUUCAAGAUAAACCUUUCUGGAAACUACAUACUAGAGGCAAAUUUACAAUGGGAACAACUUUCAAUUUGCUGAGGCGGAGAAUGGAUACUAAUGAGUUGUACAAGAGAAUUUGGAUAAAAGGAUUACCAGUGAAGAUCUCAUUGUUUCUAUGGAGACUAUGGAAAGCUAAAAUACCUCUAGAUGAGAUAGUGAAGAAGUGGGGCUUUCAGUUUCAUUCCAGAUGUUUCUAUUGUGAUGAGCCUAAAGAGGAAACUAUAACACAUUUGUUUUUAAAGUCCCCUGUUGCACAAUAUACAUGGAACAUUUUCUGCAGACCCAUGGGAUUAAAUAUUCAAAAUCUUCAGCUGAGUCAAGUUAUUAAUUUGUGGUGGGAUGCCCCAGUAAAUCAACAUGUAAAAUAUAUUUUCCAAGAAGUGCCAGCUAUUAUUGUUUGGGAACUCUGGAAAAGAAGAAAUGCUAUUAGGCAUGGGGGAAAGAUGUCUAAGGUCAAGCUAGUCUACCGAAUCAUGCAUUCAAUUAUCAUGUUUAUGAGGGUGAGGAGAGGUAAUUUUAAAUAUGCUGCAUAUAGAUGGAGUACUCUGGUGCAAUCACUUCAGAAUUACUCUCCACGAACCAAAGUGAUUCAUGUUAAGUGGGAACCACCAGAGUUAGGAUGGGUGAAAUGCAACACAGAUGGUGCCUCAAGGGGAAAUCCUGGUAGAGGAUCCUGGAGCUUCUGUAUCAGAGAUGAGAAUGCAAAUCUUUUAGUUGCGAAGGCUAAAGAGAUGGAAAACCCCAGUGCACCAACACACAAGCAGAAGCUAUGGCUAUUCUACAAGCAUUGA